AGAAAACCCAACGAUUUUACCGAGUCAUCAAUCCAACGGCUAAUAACUACCUUUUGACCUUAUCCCCACUUUCUCUCAUCAUUUCGACACGGUCUCCGAACCGGUUUAUCCCGUUUCCAAGGGACCCCACUUUUAAAUUGAGUUGGUCAAAUUUUUGAAUACGUGGAAUAAUUUCAUUGAGAGGUGAGUUUGACGGCAAUAUGUAACAGAAGGACAGGUCAGUGACCCAAUGCCUUGCAUUGAGAAGGCAUCGGUUUGACUCGAAUCUUUCGGUUCUUCCCUUUUAUCAUAAUCAUCUUCCACAUUCUAUCUUUGCUUUUCUUUUUUCAUCAUUAUUUCAGUUCAUUUUCCCUCUUCUUGUGUAUGUAGUCUUUCUUUUCUUUAUAUCUAUAAAACUGCUUUCGCUCCGAGUUAUCAAAAUUGCGGGUGUGAGGGAAUUGGUUUUCCUGGAUGAACAGAGAUGGCUGUGGAAUUAGUGAUGGGAUACGGUCGUGGUAAUAGUUUUGUAGGGAAAAUGGAGGAAACUGCUUUGAAAGAAGCGGCAACUGCUGGGAUUCAAGGUGUUGAAGAAUUGAUAAGAUUGAUGUCUAAAAGUCAACAGCUUUACAAUCGCGAUGCUUCUUUUAAAACUUCUUCCCCUUCAGGUUCAGAGCCAACCAUGGAAAUCCAAGCUGUUACAGAUAAGACUGUUAACUCCUUCAAGAAGGUCAUAUCUUUACUGGGUCGACCGAGAACUGGCCAUGCUCGAUUUAGACGCGCCCCUCUUAGCCCUCUCCGACGAGAAGAGAAACAACGGCAACAAGAUUCACAACAACCUCGGAAGAAGAUUCAAGAGUCAGGGACUUCUUCUGUUCAAGUAAGCAAAGAUCAGGUGUCUGCUUUUAAGCCUUUUUGUUCAACCCCAUGCCAUAGGUUGCCUCCUUUGCCUCAUAAUCACCAGCAGAGUAAAAGCAGUCCUCUUUUGGUGGCAAAGACUGGUCUUUUGGAGAGAAAUGAAGCAACUAGCAAUAUCAAUUUCUCAUCUUCGCCUACUCUGUCUGGUGGGAAUUCUUUUAUGUCUUCAUUGACAGGGGAUAAUGAUAGCAUGCAGCCAUCUCUCUCCUCUGGCUUCCAAUUUACUAGUCCUUCCCAUGUUCCUACUUCUGGUAAACCUCCUUUAUCUUUCCCUUUGAAAAGGAAGUGCAAUUCGAUGGAUGAUGCUGCUGUCAAGUGUAGAUCGUCCUCUGGAAGUUGCCACUGCUCCAAGAAAAGGAAAUCAAGAGUGAAGAGAGUCAUUAGAGUUCCAGCUAUUAGCAACAAGAUGGCUGAUGUUCCUCCUGAUGAUUAUUCGUGGAGAAAAUAUGGCCAGAAACCAAUCAAGGGUUCUCCUCAUCCAAGGGGCUAUUACAAAUGUAGCAGUGUCAGAGGCUGCCCCGCAAGGAAACAUGUAGAGCGAGCUCAAGACGAUCCAAGUAUGCUGAUUGUAACAUAUGAAGGGGAUCACAAUCAUAGCCACAACGUCACGGAUGUACCAGCAGCUUUGGUCCUGGAAUCGUCUUAAGUCCCACCACCCAUCCAACGGCCCUGAAAAUGGUCAUAAAAAUUGAAUCUGACUCGUCAAAGCAACUCCUGAAAGAUCAGGCUAUCAAUAGGGUUUUCAGAUAGUCAACUUAGAGCCCGGGCUCUGUCUCCAAGAAGACAAAAAGAUUGAUUAGCGGGUACACUAGCUCUUUGAAAAAAGAAAAUAUAGGAUUCCCUGUUUUUGGUUUUGGCUCAGCACAAGACUUUGUUUAGGAAAAAAUAGUCAUGGAGCAGGAGAUUGUGGAUUUGGUGGGAGUUGAAUCAUGCAAGUAGUGGGGGUUUCUUUCUAUUUUUUAAUGUUCUUAUACUCAAUUACCGGAAUUUUCUCCCUUUAAUAUACAGUAUAAUAUGGUGUGGAUCUUGCUGAGGAUGCUCUCACUUUAUUUUGUUCCGAUAUCCACUAAAGCUCUGAAUUCUCCAUUAUUUUAUACUUGUUUCCCCAUAUUUUAAAUGUUUAUCUUAAUUUGAUGGAAAAUUCAAUGAGCAAAGAUAAGAAAUUUUCAUUUCCUUUUAGCGACGGAUAGUGUCUUGUAUGUGAAGUUUGACCAAAUUUGAUAGUGUUGAGUGGAGUAUGAUAAAGAAACAAAGAUGGGCGUGGAGGUUUUUUUGUCAGCUUCUGAAAGUUUCCCAAUUCCGUGAAUUUUGUGGACUGAAGUUGCGAUCAUGGAUUUAUGGUCAGAUUUGGUAGUGGUAGAGAAUCUAGAGUGUUGGGGAGGGUUGGAUUUUUGAGAGCUUCAGCCCCAUUUCAAAUUGGAGAAUAAUAGUGAGUCAAACUGGACGGUCUGGCGUGUUGAUGUAUUGUUCCCCCACUCACUUUUUUGUUUCCAAUUUCCACACCUGCUGUUUAUUUUCUUAGCUUUUCCAUGUUUUUUAAAGAUUAGGAAUCUGGAAUAGCAUUUCUUCUCUUCUUGUUUUUCUAUGGUAAGCGUUAGACGUUGCUUCACAAAACUUCCAGUGUUUAGGUCAAAGUUAAACCGUAAUUUACUAAUCUUUUUCUACUGUUCUUCAUUGCAUUUGAAUUUCGUCUCUACCAUUUUUCAAAAGAAAAGUACCAUUUGAUUACCGAUACCUCAAGGAGGGAUC
Molecule: messenger RNA, 2643 nt
Organism: Durio zibethinus
Lineage: Eukaryota; Viridiplantae; Streptophyta; Magnoliopsida; Malvales; Malvaceae
Product: putative WRKY transcription factor 7
Biological process (GO): regulation of DNA-templated transcription
Molecular function (GO): DNA-binding transcription factor activity; sequence-specific DNA binding
Source: RefSeq, a predicted model, not a curated record